AUGUCUUCUCAGUCGGAAAAGGAUCUCUCCUGUCCCGUCUGCCAUGACAUCUAUAGAGAUCCUGUCAUCCUGUCAUGCAGCCACAGCUUCUGUCGAUUCUGUCUGCAGCUGUGGUGGAGCAAGAAUCUAGAACACAACUGUCCACUUUGUAAAAAGAUUCCUUUACUGAAUGAUCCGCCCCGUAACUUGGCGUUAAAGAACCUGUGUGAGGCUUUCUUACUGCAGAGAGAUAAAAAACCUUCUGCAGGGUCUGAGGCUCUCUGCAGUCUGCACAAUGAGAAACUCAAACUUUUCUGUUUGGAUCAUCAGCAGCCGGUGUGUGUCAUCUGUCGAGAUUCAAAAGCACACAAAGACCACAGAUUCAAUCCAACUGAAGAAGCCGCCCAGGAUCACAGAGAGGAGCUUCAGAAACACCUGAAGCCCUUACAAGAUAAACUGAAGGUGUUUGAACAAGUCAAAGGAAAGUUUGAUCAAACAGCAGAACAUAUAAAGGUCCAGGCACAGCAGACGGAGAAGCAGAUAAAGGAGGAGUUUAAAAAGCUUCUGCAGUUUCUACAAAAUGAAGAGGAGGCCAGGCUGGCUGCUCUGAGGCAGGAAGAAGAGCAGAAGUUAAGAAAAAUGGAGGAGAAGAUUGAGUCUCUGAGUAGAGGGAUAAAAACUCUUUCAGAAACAAUCAGAGCCACAGAGGAGCAACUGAGAGCUGAAGACGUCUCAUUCCUCCACAACUACAGGGCUGCAGUCAACAGAGUCAAGCAGCGCCCCCUGCUGAAUGCUCCACGGCUGGUCUCAGGAGCCCUGAUAGAUGUGGCCAAACACCUGGGCAACCUGACCUACAACAUCUGGAAUAACAUGAAGGAGAUGGUCUUCUACACUCCUGUGAUUCUGGAUCCAAACACAGCUCAUCCACAACUCAUCAUUUCUGACGAUCUGACCAGUGUGACAUUUGGAGGGAGACAGAAGGUUCCUGAUAAUCCAGAGAGGUGUCACUGUUGUGAAAUUGUUCUGGGCUCUGAGGGCUUCGACUCAGGGAUUCACAUUUGGGAUGUUGAGGUCGGAGAAGAGGGAUUUUGGGCCUUUGGUGUU
Molecule: messenger RNA, 1083 nt
Organism: Pundamilia nyererei
Lineage: Eukaryota; Metazoa; Chordata; Actinopteri; Cichliformes; Cichlidae
Product: nuclear factor 7, ovary-like
Exons: 1
Molecular function (GO): zinc ion binding
Source: RefSeq, a predicted model, not a curated record